CUUCCGUUUCCUCCCGCCUCUUGAGCUGGGGUGCUGCUCCUCACUGCCGGGUACCUCCUAGCCACUCCAUACCACUGGUGUCCACAGCAACGCUCCUGGCCCCCAACUGUCAUCCCUGGCUGCUGGGCCUCAGAUGCAAUGCAGGCCAUCAAGUGUGUGGUGGUGGGUGAUGGAGCCGUGGGCAAGACGUGUCUUCUCAUCAGCUACACCACCAACGCCUUCCCUGGAGAAUACAUCCCCACUGUAUUUGACAACUACUCAGCCAAUGUGAUGGUGGACAGUAAGCCGGUGAACCUGGGGCUGUGGGAUACCGCAGGUCAGGAGGACUAUGACCGCCUCCGGCCACUCUCCUACCCACAGACAGAUGUAUUUCUCAUCUGCUUCUCGCUAGUCAGCCCAGCCUCCUAUGAGAAUGUCCGUGCCAAGUGGUUCCCUGAGGUACGGCACCACUGCCCCAGCACCCCCAUCAUCCUGGUGGGUACCAAGCUGGACCUUCGCGAUGACAAGGACACCAUCGAGAAGCUGAAGGAGAAGAAGCUGGCUCCCAUCACCUACCCGCAGGGCCUGGCACUGGCCAAGGAUAUUGAUUCAGUCAAGUACUUGGAAUGUUCUGCACUCACCCAGCGAGGCCUGAAGACCGUCUUCGAUGAGGCAAUCCGCGCAGUCCUCUGCCCACAGCCCACACGACAGCAGAAGCGCCCCUGCAGCCUGCUCUAGGGGUGUCACCCCAGUCCUCCCAUCCCAAUGGUCCUGACCCUCCAGGGUCCCCACCAAAGCUCAGUGACGUGCUGGUGGAAUUGCUGUUUCUCCGUGUGGCGUUCUUUCCCAGUUAGCUGCAGAACUUGCCUCUCUCCUCCACGGAGGUCCCUGGGGAUGGGCGGAUGUUCAUAGGCCACAUCCUAUUUGGGAGGCUCCUAUGUUCCCAGGGGCCAUCAGGGACCCCCAAGAUGCAGCCAUCCAUCCUCAUACAGAGUCAUAUGCCCACCUGCUCCAGGCCUUCCUGACACCUCUCUCGAAGCUUCCGGUCUCCAUGGCCUGCCACUAGUGUGUUCGCCAUGUUGGGAUACCUUCUUCCCUGAACCAAAGGGAGAGAUGUGGAAAUCUGCUCCUCUGUUCUCCUUUUUCAGAAAAGCACAGAACAAAUCUACUUCAGUAAAUCUCUCAUCUGCCCAGCCAAGUGAGGGUCUGAGCUCAGCCAACCCCUACUGUCUCUCGAGACCUCCUACUCUACUUGAAGGGUAGAGCUGUUCCUUCUUGGGACUGUCCACUCCACCUGCCAGUCAGGACCCGAUCCAUAGCAAAUGGAAAAUACAGCUCUCUUGCUUACACAGAAAAUAAAUGUGUUGAUUCUUUUGGUGGAAGUGCAGUGAGUUCAGGCACAGCUUGAUCAAGGUGGGGCGAAGGGAUCAGAUGACACCACGGAGCCUGGCUUCCUGCCUGUUUUGGGUCUGCCUGCUGCUGCCAGGCUCAUUUUUCUGGCCAUUGAUUCUUGGGACUUGAUCCUCCGAGGUCAAGUUCAGGUGAUGUCUGCCCCAGGCAAGCUCUAAGGAAAGGUCACUCUGGUUGAACCAGCUUGUCUUAGGCCCACCUUCAAUCACACAAGUGUGUCAGAGAGAGGCUGCACUGUGGCUGGCUGUGAGUUGUGUUAGAGCCAGGAGCAGAGGUGAUGCCAGGGAGCUGGGGUAUAGAAUGGGUGUGUGUGGCGUUGGGGGAAUAAAUUCUUUAGGGAACAACCUUCUUAAAACUGGGUGGGUAUCCAGUAGCUAGGGUUCUAUAACCCCCGACUGUCAGAGGUCACGGUAAGUGUCCUUUCUACCAUUAUCAGGGACAGUUUCUGCCCCAGCUGGCACUAAGAAAAACAGAUUUUUUAAAUUUGUUUUUUUUUGUUUGUUUGUUUUGUUUUGUUUUGUUUUGUUUUGUUUGAGACAGGGUUUCUCUGUGUAGCUCUGGCUGUCCUGGAACUCACUUUGUAGACCAGGCUGUCCUCGAACUCAGAAAUCUGCCUGCCUCUGCCUCCUAAGUGCUGGGAUUAAAGGCGUGCACCACCAUUGCCCGGCUCAUUUGUUUUUGAGAUAAGAUUUUAUUAUAUAGCCUGGGCUGACCUCAGACCUGCCAUCCUCCUGCCUCAGCUUCCUAAAUUCUGGGUUUACAGAUGUAUACUUCCGUGCCUGGAUAAGGUUGAAAUUCUUACUAGAGAGUUCUAUGGAAGUUGAUGUGGUGUCCAUAUCAGGCACCCAGGGCCUGGGCCUGAGACAGUCCUACCUACAUCUUCCCUGAAUUAUCAAUCUAUGGUCAAGACCGUGGCACUGUCUGAGCUUCCACGUCCUUCUCCCAACACACUUUUGAUGGCCUGUCUGUGUCAGGUGCUACCAUAGUCUCAGAGAUUCAGUGACAUAUGUGUUGUUCUCCACCCCUCCCCCACCCCCCAGCCCUGAGUCUCCGAGGCUGAGAGAAAAUGGCUCCCCCGACAUUGGAAAGCUAGCCCUAAGGAGCUCAGCAUUUUCUGUCUCCAAGAGUUCCAGAGCUGCCCCCCAACUCCUCCCCCCCAAACUUAAGGGACUCCACCUCUGGAGGGGCUUGGCCCAGUGAGGGAAGCUUCUGUUCUUAGCUUGGCUCACAGGAGGGCAAGAUUUCUCUGACACAGAAAGAAAGGUUUUAAGCCCACAGGUGCUGUGUUCUCCAACACGGUUGAGAGGACCUGCACCCCCAUCGCUUUGGGGAGUUAAAGACCUGGGGUGCACCCAGAGUCCCUCUUUUAGCUCUCUGCUCCUUUUCUAGUGCAUGAUACUAAGCAAAACCUUACAUGAUUCAAAACCGUAGAUCUAAGCCCAGAACCUCUCAAACUAAGCCUCUAAGUAGCUAAACCUCCCCCUCCUCCUCCCCCGCCCCCUUCUGUAGGAGGCAAACCCCGGCCUGUUACCUUGAGCCUCUGUGUGAGUUGUGGAGCACACAGCCAGCCCACUGUCACCCUGACAGCUUAUUUCACCCAGAUCUCAGCUUUCACUUUAAUCUGAAUAAAGUCCCCGAUACUUUUGC
This is a messenger RNA of Mus musculus (house mouse), 3036 nucleotides long. RefSeq names its product Rac family small GTPase 2 (gene Rac2). NCBI's taxonomy places the organism in Eukaryota, Metazoa, Chordata, Mammalia, Rodentia, Muridae. The record is from RefSeq and is marked validated. Bases 139 to 717 code for a protein of 192 amino acids. Gene Ontology annotation, biological process: lymphocyte aggregation; homeostasis of number of cells; actin filament organization. Gene Ontology annotation, molecular function: GTPase activity; G protein activity; GTP binding. The transcript has 7 exons. Gene Ontology annotation, cellular component: NADPH oxidase complex; cytoplasm; cytosol.